GAGUGCGCCUGCGUGCUGGCGGCGGCGGCGGCGGCGGCGGCGGUGGUGCCCGGCGGGGAGUGGGUCCGGAGCGGGCUCCCGGACCCGAAACGGAAGGGGCGUCUGGGGGCGUCGGGGAGCUCCCUCGCCUGGCCCUCGGCGGCCUGAUGGAGUAAGAAGGGUCGGCUGUGAAGGUGUGACGUUGAGUGCUUCAGAUCUGGUCACUAUGGUACGAGAACGAAAAUGCAUAUUGUGCCACACUGUGUGCAGUUCAAAAAAGGAGAUGGACGAACACAUGCGGAGCAUGUUGCAUCACAGGGAACUUGAAAACCUGAAGGGCAGGGACAGUAGUCAUGAGUGCCGAGUGUGCGGGGUCACAGAAGUGGGUCUUUCUGCAUAUGCAAAGCAUAUUUCUGGCCAGUUGCACAAAGAUAACGUUGAUGCCCAGGAAAGAGAAGAUGAUGGAAAGGCAGAGGAAGAAGAAGAAGAUUAUUUUGACAAGGAACUCAUUCAGUUAAUAAAACAAAGGAAAGAAAAAAGUCGACAAGGUGAACCUUCCAAUAGCAGCCAAGAAAUAAACUCUGAUGACAGGCGACCCCAACGGAGACGAGAAGACCGAAUUCCUUACAAAGACAGAGAGAGUUACAGUCAGCAAACAUGGCAUCAUCGUGGACCCCCACAGUGGGAUUGGAAAUGGGAGAAAGAUGGCUUUAAUAAUAGUAGGAAAAACAGCUUUCCACAUCCUUUGAGGAAUAAUGGUGGACCAAGAGGUUGUUCUGGGUGGCAUAAUGGUGUUGCAGGAGGCUCCUCAACUUGGUUUCACAGUCAUAGUAAUUCUGGAGGUGGUUGGCAUUCAAAUAGUGGAAUGGUAGAUUGGAAUCAUAAUGGUACAGGAAGGAAUUCCAGUUGGCAUUCUGAAGGAACAGGUGGCUUUUCCAGUUGGCAUAUGAACAACAAUAACGGAAACUGGAAAUCCAAUGUACGUAGUACAAAUACCUGGAAUUACAGUGGCCCAGGAGACAGAUUUCAACCAGGCAGAAGCAGAAAUUCUAACUGUCAAAUGGAAGACAUGACUGUGCUAUGGAACAAGAAAUCAAAUAAGUCAAACAAAUACAAUCAACAGAGAUAUACUUGGCAGCGGAAAGAAAAUGACAAAGUUGGUACAGUUUCCACAUGUAGAGGUCCUUCUGAAGGAUUUACAAGUGAUAAAUUUUCUUCUGAAGGCUUACUCGACUUCAGUUUUGAGCAGCCAGAAAACCAAAGCACUAAGAAAACAGAUACUGCAGCUUCCAAAGUUAGUGGAAAGAAUGGCAGUGGGGCAAGGGAAAAGCCCCAACGCUGGACUCCAUACCCUUCCCAGAAGACUCUGGAUUUACAGUCGGGUUUAAAAGAAGUCACUAGUAACAAGUCAGAAGUGACAGAUAAGCCUUUAUUUGAUUUUAGCUUGAUUUUAGCCACAGGAACACAAGAACUCCAACCUUAUGAAACAAAUAACUCCCGAACACUCAAAACACAGAAAGAAAUGCUAUCGUUUAGUCACAAAGCCACUUCUGACUGCACUGCUGCCUAUGAGGCGGCGAGAAAUGGCCCCAUUACAGAAAAACCCGAACAAGAGCAUAACUCAGCUAAGAUGCCAUCAUUGAAAUUCCCACUUCUUUCACUUCCAGCCACUAAAUCAUUUCCUCAAAAGCAAGAUUCAAAGUUUCCCUCAAAAAACACCAAAACUAAUUCCUUUUUCCCUGGAGAGCACUCACAUCCCUUGAACAAACCCACUGGGGAAGAUAACCAGGAUUCUUACAUAUCCAAAUUGCAUAGUUCAAGUCCUUGUAUUUUAAAAGCUAAUAAAAGUACUUUUGAAGCUCAAAAGGAAUCUGAUGAUGAUUUAAAUGAAACGUUACAAAAAGCCAAAGAGGUGCUACAGUGCCAUGAGUCAUUGCAAAAUCCACUUCUUAGCACUUGUAAAAGGACCAAGAAGUAUGCAAAAGCAAGUAGAAAUGUAGAAGAAUCUGAAAAAGGAUCUUUGAAAAUUGAAUUUCAAGUACAUGCAUUAGAAGAUGAAAGUGAUGGAGAGACAUCUGACACAGAAGAGCAUGGAACAAAAAUGGGAACCUUGGGGUCUGCAGCUACAGAAAUUUUAUCCUGUAGCACUCAUACUGCUGGUGAGAAAGAGGGAGAUGACCAAAUCCUGAAAACAUCUACGAAACUACCCACAGCCCCAUGUCAUUCCACAAUUGACCAGAAAGAGUCUGAGUUGCAAAUGGCAUCCGGAUCCAGUGGCCAACCCAGCUUAUUGGUAGACUUGAAAACCUCUCUGGAGGAUGCGCAGGUUAAUGACCCUGUUAAAUCUCAUGUAACAUUUGAAACAGAUGGUUUUGAGAGUACUAUCUUGGAUGCAGAGCUUCAAAAAAGCGAUACCAGUCAGCCUUCAGGCCCUGUCCUGCCUGAGCUAAGUAAGCUCGGCUUUCCUGCCUCACUCCAGAGAGAUCUAACCCGGCACAUAAGUUUGAAGAGCAAAACUGGAGCACACCUUCCCGAACCAAACCUCAAUAGUGCUCGCCGCAUUCGCAAUAUUAGUGGUCAUAGAAAGAAUGAGACAGAGAAGGAAUCUGGACUCAAGCCAACCCUACGACAGAUUCUAAAUGCCUCUCGGAGAAAUGUCAACUGGGAACAGGUCAUUCAGCAAGUAACCAAGAAAAAGCAAGAGCUGGGCAAAGGCUUACCCAGGUUUGGCAUAGAAAUGGUGCCUCUCGUGCCAAAUGAACAGGAGGUCUUGGAUUUGGAUGGGGAGGCUGAUCUGUCCAAUUUAGAAGGAUUCCAAUGGGAAAGUGUUUCUAUUUCCUCAUCCCCUGGAUUGGCAAGAAAGCGAAGCCUUUCUGAGAGCAGUGUGAUCCUGGACAGGGCUCCUUCUGUAUACAGCUUCUUCAGUGAGGAAGGCACAGGCAAAGAAAAUGAGCCUCAGCAGCUGAUUUCUCCUAGCAACCCACUGAGGACUGCAGAGAGUCAAAAAGCUGCUAUGCACCUUAAACAGGAAGUGGCACCUCUGGCCACUUCCCUCGGAACAGGUGAAAGGGCCGAAAAUGUAGCUACCCGAAGGCGACACAGUACACAGUUACCCUCUGAUCAUUUAAUACCUUUGAUGCAUUCAGCAGAAGACCUUAACAGCCGAGAGAGGGCCUCACCACCUUCAGAGAAUCAGAAUGCCCAGGAGAGUAAUGGAGAAGGAAAUUCCCUAUCAUCAAAUGUAUCCUCAGCCCUUGCAGUCUCCAGUGUAGGUGAUGCAGCCACAGAUAGUAGCUGUACCUCUGGUGCUGAACAAAAUGAUGGCCACAGUAUUAGAAAGAAACGAAGAGCCACUGGAGAUGGAUCUUCUCCUGAACUCCCAAGUCUUGAGAGAAAAAAUAAAAGAAGGAAAAUUAAAGGAAAGAAAGAACGUUCUCAGGUUGACCAGCUGCUGACUAUUUCUUUAAGGGAGGAAGAACUAAGUAAGUCAUUGCAGUGCAUGGAUAACAAUCUUCUACAGGCCCGUGCAGCCCUUCAGACAGCUUAUGUUGAAGUUCAGAGGCUACUCAUGCUCAAGCAACAGAUAACUAUGGAGAUGAGUGCACUGAGGACCCAUAGAAUACAGAUUCUACAGGGACUACAAGAAACAUAUGAACCUGCUGAGCACCCAGACCAAGCUCCCUAUAGCCUCACACGAGAACAAAGGAACAGUAGAUCUCAAACAUCUGAUGUCACACUGCUGCCUGCUCCCCUUUUCCCAGUUUUCCUGGAGGCUCCAUCUUCCCAUGUGCCACCGUCAUCCACUGGAACCCCUCUUCAAGUAACCACAUCUCCUGCUUUCCAACCCCAUGGCAGUGGCCCUGCUCCAGACUCAUCAGUUCAGAUUAAACAAGAGCCUAUGUCUCCCGGACAAGAUGAGAAUGUGAAUGCUGUGUCACAAGGUUCUGCUUGCAAUGUGUCCAAGGAAUUACUGCAAGCUAAUAGAGAGAUCAGUGACAGUUGUCCAGUUUAUCCAGUCUUCACUGCUACGUUGUCCUUAUCAGAGCUAACAGAAAGUUUCCAUGAGCCUAGCCAAGACGUGAAGUUUUCUGUGGAACAAGGGAAUACCAGAAACAGAGAAACCCCUCCCUCUUCCCAAUCAGCUGGUCUUCCUAGCAUGAAAAGAGAAGGUGAAGAGCCAGCCAAAGUCAACAGUGGAUCUGAAGCUUAUACAAGUUCUUUUCUAAGAUUAUCUUUUGCUUCAGAAGCCCCUUUGGAGAAGGAACCCCACUCUCCAGCUGACCAGCCUGAGCAACAGGCAGAGUCCACUCUGACAUCAGCUGAAACUAGAGGAAAUAAGAAAAAAAAGAAACUUCGAAAGAAGAAAAUGCUACGGGCUGCCCAUGUUCCUGAGAAUAGUGACACUGAACAGGAUGUAUUUACUGCUAAACCUGUAAGGAAAGUAAAAACUGGAAAGUUGUCUAAAGCAGGGAGAGUAACAAUCUCCGCUUGGGAAGAUAUCAGGGCUGGGCAGGAGCAGGAGAGUGUCAGAGAUGAGCCAGAUAGUGACUCAUCUCUGGAAGUCCUAGAAAUUCCUAAUCCUCAGUUAGAAAUCGUAGCCAUUGAUUCUUCUGAAUCUGGAGAAGAGAAACCAGACAGUCCAUCUAAAAAGGAUGUUUGGAACUCGGCAGAGCAAAACCCACCAGAAACUUCUCGUUCUGCUUGUGAUGAAGUGAGCUCUACCAGUGAGAUUGGCACUCGCUAUAAGGAUGGCAUCCCUGUAAGAGUGGCAGAAACUCAGACUGUGAUCACUUCCAUAAAAGCAUCAAAGAACUCUUCAGAAAUAUCUUCAGAGCCUAGAGAUGAUGAUGAGCCCACAGAAGGAAACUUUGAGGGGCAUGAAGCUGCAGUGAAUGCAAUUCAAAUAUUUGGAAACUUACUAUAUACAUGUUCUGCGGAUAAAACUGUCCGAGUUUAUAAUCUGGUGAGCCGGAAAUGUAUUGGUGUCUUUGAGGGCCAUACCUCAAAAGUGAACUGCCUCCUGAUUACUCAGACCGUUGGGAAGAAAGCUGCCCUUUACACGGGUUCCAGUGAUCACACCAUUCGCUGCUAUGACGUUAAGACCCGAGAGAGCAUGGAGCAAUUACAGCUGGAAGACCGGGUCCUCUGCCUCCACAAUAGAUGGCGAAUCCUCUAUGCUGGACUGGCAAAUGGCACUGUGGUCUCCUUCAACGUAAAGAACAACAAACGGCUUGAGAUCUUUGAAUGCCAUGGCCCUCGGGCAGUCAGCUGCCUUGCCACAGCUCAGGAAGGUGCCCGAAGGCUGCUGGUUGUGGGAUCUUAUGACUGUACCAUUAGUGUACGUGAUGCACGGAAUGGACUGCUCCUCAGAACUCUGGAGGGCCAUAGCAAAACUAUUCUUUGCAUGAAGGUGGUGAAUGACCUUGUGUUCAGUGGCUCCAGUGAUCAGUCAGUCCACGCCCACAACAUUCACACUGGUGAGCUUGUACGGAUCUAUAAAGGUCACAAUCAUGCAGUGACUGUGGUGAAUAUCCUAGGAAAAGUAAUGGUGACGGCUUGCCUGGAUAAGUUUGUUCGCGUCUAUGAAUUACAGUCCCACGAUCGAUUGCAGGUUUAUGGAGGACACAAGGACAUGAUUAUGUGUAUGACCAUUCAUAAAAGUAUGAUUUAUACUGGAUGUUACGAUGGCAGUAUUCAGGCUGUGAGGCUAAAUCUGAUGCAGAACUACCGCUGUUGGUGGCACGGCUGCUCUCUGAUAUUUGGCGUUGUAGAUCAUUUAAAACAACACUUGCUGACUGACCACACUAAUCCAAACUUUCAAACUCUGAAAUGUCGCUGGAAGAACUGUGAUGCUUUUUUCACUGCUAGGAAAGGAUCCAAACAGGAUGCUGCAGGACACAUUGAGCGGCAUGCUGAAGAUGACAGCAAAAUUGAUUUAUGAAGUUUUUUGCCUCCCAUGUUGGGAAGUUGUUAGUUUAACUGUUUUUACAUUGGCCCUUCAUGUAGGCCAUUCUCUUCCCUUCCUUCAUGAAACAGGGAAGGAAAAAGUGGUUAUUAGCCAGACUUACCACUAGCAUAAGUCUGGGCAGCUCUAUGGGAUGGUGGGUUAUGUUUAAGUUCUUGCUGGAGGUUUUAAACAGUCAAAUUGAAUAGAUUUUUAGGAACUGUACUCCACUGAGACAACAUGACAUAGUGAUUUAUGCUACUAGUGUUCUCCAGAUGUUUAUUAAAGAUACAGAACUUAAUCGGUUCCUCAGUUUGACCCUAAUCAUACAUAUAUUUUGUUGAUUUCAGUUUGUGACUUUUGGUUUAUGUUCCUAUGAUGAUUAAACCUAUAAUCUGGCUUUUCAACACAAGUUUGUUCAAAGGCUAAAUUUUCACAAUCAGCUUAAAUUUUUGCAGUUGUAAUAACUGGACAUUUAAAUUGGAAGCAAAUAGUUUUCCUCUCUUAAUAAUUACAUGCAGUGUGUUUCACUUUUCUCUAGCUUUAUAGUUGGACAGAGCUGGCGUUAAAUGCUAAAGCACACACAGUAGAUGUCCCACAGACAGCCUGUACUUUAGGCAUUCAGAAAGCAAACCCCAUAAUGCCAAGUCCUUACAGUUGCCGCUUCCUAGUGAACUUCCCCUGCACGUUUUGAUAGCGUGCUCAGUGUGAGGCAGUGUAUUGAUUUAAUGUCUACCUUUAAAUGUGGCUGUCAGACUUGAGCAUUCACUGAUGUAGAUGUCUUCAGGCUGUUUGAACUGGAGAUGUACCAUUUUUUCCUUUCCAGUUUCUGACUUUCUGAGCCUGAUGGAGGUUUUGAACCCCUUUAUUUGCUGUGUUGCCAACUUCCAUCUCUCCCUCUGUCUGGCUUUGCCUAGACUGAUGGCAACUGUCAAGUAUUCCUCAAGGCUCACAGGUGCUUGCCACCCACCUGCAGCCCCCCCAAUGUGGGGGUGCUUAGAAUUAAUCAUCCAAAUACAGUUUUUAGGGCCUCCAGCAGGCUUCCUAGGGACAUAUCUGAAGCCAGUGUCUUUGCCUUCACUUCCUUGCGAGCUGGGAGAAAGGAGUGGAGUGCGGUGAAGGGAAAGACUGCCUGUCUGUUGAGAAUAGCCAAAUUAACAAAGCCUAAGUGGGGUUGCUUUGUUUUUGGAUUUUCUCUGGACUCUUAUCAGUAAAGCUAUGAAAUUGUUGCUUUCCAGCCUUUUGUUUCUGGAUCCUCAAAACUCAGAUACUUCAGAAGAGAAGGGGGAGGAGCCCAGUGCCACCUACCAAGCUUUGGGAUGUGAUGCCCACUGUUUUCUAGAUUUGCAGAGCAUCCGGGCUUGUCUCCACCCCUGUCAGCACAUAGACAUCUACUCAGGUGUCCUCCCUCAGGUUCUAGGGUAGGGGGGCUUCACUGAGAGUUCAUGAAUAGGCUUUAAAAGGGUCUGUGAACCCCCUGAAAUUGUAUACCAGACUAAAUACCAUGUUUCCUUGAAAAUAAGACCUACCCAAAAAAUAAGC
This is a messenger RNA of Otolemur garnettii (small-eared galago), 7465 nucleotides long. RefSeq names its product zinc finger protein 106 (gene ZNF106). Bases 206 to 5920 code for a protein of 1904 amino acids. Gene Ontology annotation, cellular component: cytosol; membrane. Lineage: Eukaryota; Metazoa; Chordata; Mammalia; Primates; Galagidae. The transcript has 22 exons. Gene Ontology annotation, molecular function: RNA binding; SH3 domain binding. The record is from RefSeq and is a predicted model, not a curated record.